GUAGUUAGCGAGCUAGCGUGUAGCAGCUGAUAGCUGUCCUCUGCCUUUCGCUGAAAAACACCUCGAAAGCGGAAAAGUUGCUGCCACAAGGAAACAGCGAGGAGUCUCGGCCGAAGAGCCCUUUUGCCGUCCUGUUCCCGAACAUUUGGGUCCCGUUCCAACCUAAAUAGCGCUCUCGAGAAGCGGCGGUGGCGGCUGAAGUGCAGCUGGAUGCGACAGGUUCGUCAUCAGAACACUGACAGAAAGUGCCUUGUGAGACGACAUCCCUACUUGAAGAUCCCUGGGCGGGUUUGAAGUGCUCCAGAUUUUCCUCUACAGUCGUGACAGGACCUGGAUCAGCUGCAAACACCCCUGACCUUCUUCUUUUGUCCUUACCUGUGCUCAGUGUGAAGAAGUGAAGAGGUGGUGCUGCUGCACUGCUGGCCAAGGUGCCAAAGCUCAGAUAGAGUAGGUUCUGAAGACUUUUAAAAGCAGAAGUUUGUGUUGUCCUAAAGUGUGCCAUUGCAUCUCAAAAUAGCACCACGUUUGCUCCCCAACAUCCACCCUUGCACAAAUAUCAUCACUUAUAUAAAGGACAUUUUGGGGACGUUGGUACAAGCAGUAGAGCCUCCGAGCUCCGAGCAUGCCCCCUCUGCCUCGUCAGAGGUCUGCACCUGAGACUUACUGAUUGAUAACCAAUUAGCUGUUUGGCUGACAAACCCCUCAACAACAGUGCAGUCCCAUGCUCCAGUCACAGAGACUUUGCCAGUCCAUUACCUCCACUUUCCUGUCCGUAAGGACAAACCUCAUCCACUGACCUGACGCAGAUCAUUUAUAGCUGCAUGUUCCAUCAGUUUUAGCUGUUUUGUGUUUUUUUUUUUGUUUUUUUUUUGUUGUUUUUUUUGUACUGGAACACUCCGAAACAAUUCCUUAGAGGAUAGCCUCUUCCUUAAACCAAGUGGCUCCACUCUACCCCGGCUCCACAGCCAGCUCCGCUGACAUGGCUUUGAAUAUUGCCUCGAUACGGGACACAAAAUGGCUGACCCUGGAAGUGUGCCGGCAGUUUCAGAGAGGGACUUGUUCACGCAGUGAUGAGGAAUGCAAAUUUGCCCACCCACCCAAGAGCUGCCAGGUGGAGAAUGGGAGGGUGAUUGCCUGCUUUGACUCAUUAAAGGGACGCUGCACGCGAGAGAACUGCAAAUACCUCCACCCGCCCGCCCACCUGAAGACCCAGCUGGAGAUCAACGGGCGAAAUAACCUGAUCCAGCAGAAGACAGCGGCCGCCAUGUUGGCCCAACAGAUGCAGUUCAUGAUCCCCGGCACCACCAUGCAACCUGUGGUUAGUGCUGGACUCGCUUAUACAUUUCCAGUCAGCCAGGGCCUGGGCUCCAGCGCAGGUUUGAGCUACACACCCUACCUGACUCCCAUGUCCCACAGCAUGGGCCUGGUGCCCACAGACAUCCUGCCAAGCACUCCCGUCAUCGUCCCCGGCAGCCCGCCCGUCUCCAUGACCGGUGGCUCCUCCUCCAAUCAGAAGCUGCUGCGUACCGACAAGCUGGAGGUGUGCCGUGAGUUCCAGCGGGGCAACUGUGCUCGCGGGGAGACGGACUGCCGCUUUGCCCACCCAAGCGACAGCCCCAUGAUCGACACCAGCGACAACACUGUCACUGUGUGCAUGGACUACAUCAAGAGCCGCUGCUCCCGCGAGAAGUGCAAGUACUUCCAUCCCCCGGCCCACCUGCAGGCCAAGAUUAAGGCCGCCCAACACCAGGCCAACCAGACAGCUGUGGCUGCGCAAGCUGCCGCCACAGCUGCAGCCAUGACUCAGUCGACUGCCAAAGCAAUGAAGCGACCCCUCGAGGCAACUGUAGACCUGGCGUUCCCCCACGGCGUCCUCCAGCCCCUACCAAAGAGACCGGCACUUGAGAAGAGCAACGGGUCGAGCUCCCUGUUCAACCCCAGUGUUUUGCACUACCAGCAGGCGCUGGCCAACGCACAGCUCCAGCAGCCCGCUUUCUUUCCCACAGGGUCAGUCUUGUGCAUGACUCCUGCUAGCAGUCUUGUCCCAAUGAUGUACAGUGCUACGCCUGCUACUGUCUCUGCAGCAACAACUCCUGCCACAAGUGUCCCCUACGCAGCAACAGCACCAGCCAAUCAGAUCAUCCUGAAAUAAGUGUCAGGAAGGGAAUGGAGUGUCACGAAGCUGCACUAGGAAACCCAAAACAGCCCCUGUGUAAAUACUACCUUACCUCUCCCAUAGAGGUCCAGCAACCUGCAUGCUAAGAGUGUAACACUUCAAUUUAACCAUAAGAACUGCAGUGCCGGUGUAACACACAUACACACAAAAAAGAUAUAUACUGUAUGUAUUGCUAGGGAAAAAAAAAACUAUUAACAUGAAAAAGUAAAAAAUAUUCUUAUGUAUAGUACUACAUACAUAGCAAACACACUAUAGAGGUCAUUUUAACAACUGUUCUCCCAAAGUACCGUGGAUCCCCUAUCUUUCAUAUUUAUUCUAAAAACAGCUGCACAACGUUCACCCCCUUGGUUGGUAAAACAAAAAGAUGCUUGAUUUGCACUAUACGAGAACUAUAGUGCUUAAUGUUGAAGUGGAAAAUAGGAAGAGUCACAGAAAAGAAAACCCGUGCACAACCACACCAGCGCACUCGGCGCUUUCGAGUGGGUUUUUGCUCGUCUCGCGGUCUUUGCUUUUUCCUCUCUACAAAGUUGAAUGUCCUUGGGGCAGACGGGCUCAUGUUUUCUUAAUGUGACUGUCCCCUGCGAGGGGUACCUCUGUGACCCUCAUCUGCCCCAGAUGCUGUUCAGAUGCCAUGAUGAAGCUUAUCCUCCCCUUCCCCCCCAACCCCACGCCAACUUCUCAUCUCCGGAAACAUCUUGCCAAAGUCGCAGCUCGGGAAGAGGUCGGUGGAAUCAACCUGCAAGAAAAGCAGAGCCACAUUUUAAUCAUUUUUUUUUGUCUCUUUGGCCAUUGCGAAAGCUGCUCAGAAACAACCCUUUAUUUGUUCUUCAGUUCUUUGUUCAGGAGGAGUGGUGGGAUAGAUUGUGCACGGAUUUUUGCAUGUAGUCGGGACUGGGGAAGACAGUGCCCAGUGUUGACAGAAGAUAGUCGUGGCCAUUACCGAAAAAGCCUAAAGGCUUGGGUCUGUGCCAAGGGCUUAACAAAGCUUGAGGGUUCGUUCCAGACAUACCAAGCCUUGUGUGUAUGCGUGCAUGUGUGUUCGUAUCUGGAGACUGAUGGUCUGCCGGCAGACUGGGACUCGAAGCGAGGUCUCGCAGGUGAUGACAACACCAGGCCUGGUAGGAGGGGUUUUUUCUGGGGAGGGGGGGGGAGGGUGAGGGACUUAAGUGCUAAGACUAAACAAAAAUUUUAAAAAAUAUAUUUAAAAAAAAAAACAAAAAAAAACGGUGCAUUUGACGAUGCUCGUCAAGCAAAAGAUGACUUGAACUUCGACUGGAGGGCUAUCUGUGACCGUCGGUUGUCCUGUCCAACCCUACUAUCACCGAUAAUCCUGUUCCAUUUUAGAAAACUGUAGAAGUGCCUAAAAAAUGCUCAUCAACAACACAUGCAUCCAAAAUGUAUCACUAAAAAGUCACAGACACAAAAAACACUGGCUCGGAAGCUACAUGGACCUUUUUUCGGGAAAGACAUCACAUUUUUUGCGAAUCGUUCCUGGGGAAAAAAAAAGAAAAACAAACAAAAAAAAAAACGGUUUUCUAGUAACCGCUCAUGAACAUCACAAGUGACUUUAUUGAGACAAAAAGAAGUUAAAGAAACGACAAAUCAAAAAUAGCUUUGUAGAAUGUUUGGUGACUUUCACGGUGUACCAUCGUUUUCUUACCAUGGUUUGAGUAGUUUACAUGAGGAACGUGAGUGAGAAAAAAAAAAUGUAUUGUAAACUGUGUAAUGUAUGUAAAGUGUCUCUUAUUUUGAGAGUUUAUAUUCACGGUUCUAGAAAUGUAUUCAAAGUUAUUUAAAAUUUGUGUUUGUGUCUAUUAUCAAGGUAUGUGUGAACCCCCCCAAAACCCUCCGCCAUCUCCACCUCCACUCACAACCAUGCAUUUUAUUAUUUUUGACCAACACUUUUUUUUUUCCUCCAUUUUCUCCAUUUUAACUCAUACUAAAUUUGAUUUUUCCAUUUCUCAAAAACAUCUGAUGUAAUUUCAUGGUGCUUGAUUAACAUUGACAAUCCACAAUCAUACCUUGGGACGAGAGCGCUCCGCUCGGGUUCCACGUUUCGGUUUCAUCCACUCUGAUUGUCUUCACAUUAUGAUUUGUAUGUAAUAUUUGUGGACGGUGGUAAAAGUUCUAUUUUGUUGUAAUUUAUCUUAUGUUACUCUUGGUCAAAUUUUAGUCAAAAAAAAAAAAAACAAUGUUGUUAACUAUUCUAUUUUGAAAUGAAUGUAAUUUAUUGAGCUGUGCUACAUUCUGCACGGUUGGUCAUUUCAAGGUCUAACCUGUCAGGUCAGCGAAUGAGAAGUCGCACACGUCUUGAAGGGUGGGGGUUUUAAAAAGUCGGCCCACCGAUAGAAAAGCUACUGGAUCUCUCUUGCCUUCUCAUCGAUUUAAAAAGAUCACGGUGUUGCAGUAAUGAGCAUAGUUAUAGAGUUGCUUGUGUUGUUGGAAAAAAAAAUGUUUAUUGUAUAGAUGACAUUUUACCAAAAAAAGAAGAAGAAAAUUUCAAAAAAGAUGUACUUUUCACUCUAGUAUAAUAGUAUUUCAUAACAAUAUUAAGUUGUUGCUGUGGCAACCAAAUGUUGCAAUUACUAAAGUUCGGUAUUUUUGUAAAUGACAUUGUUAAGUUGAUUUUUUGUUUCUUUUUGCUAGAACACUGUACACAAGGUAGAUUGUAAAGAAGAUAUGAACAUUUCUUAUUCUUCACUGAGAUUAUGACAAUGACCUAAUAUUUUCAUUAGCGAAUAACAGCCUCUAUAGUGCUGUGACUGUAACACUUAAAUAGAUUUAAAGUCAUCAAUGUUACAUAGAUUAUAUAUGAAUAUAUAUAUAUAAGAACUAAAUAAUCUAUAAAUUAAUAAGUUCAGAUGUACAACUCUUCCCCUGACAAAGGACCUUUAGGUUCCACACUUUAUUCGAGGCGUAUGUAUCACUAGAGUUAAGGAUUGCACUUUUCAUAUUGUUUAAAGAUGUGAUCUGUUUUAUUCAUUUCCUUCAAGAGGUUUUUUGCCCCCUCCUCCCCCCCGCUAGUGCAGUAAAUCUGUUCAUCGACGAAAAAGGCAGAUACGACCGGUAAAUAACUUCGAAUUCAACAUGUUGCAUGAGAUAAAAAACAAGAUCUUCUUUUCUUACUAAACGAUAACGUACUGAAUGUUUCUAGUGGAAAAAAAAACAACAAACAAAACAAAAAAAAAACGUCUGUACACAAAAUGUUCUCAUUUGGUGACCCACAAUGCCCUUGUGUAUGGAAAUCCUCUUGAGAUGUAAUGUUCUGUUUUUUUUUUUUUCUUUUGAAAAAUGUGUUGGCAAUGAUUGACUGAUGGUAAAAAAAAAAAAAAAAGAAGAAAAAUGUAAGCACUUUCUGAGCAGUUGGUCAACUGAGCAGACUCAGCUUAUCCAAACACUUUGCCUUAUCUUGAGUCCAUCGUGCUUAAGGUUUUAUGUUUUUAAGAGCUCUUAUAAAAAAAAAAAAAUUUCAAGAGACUCCCAGCGGGUCUCUCUUUUCAAAUCCCUUCUCAGUUUCAUUUCAAAUAUGUAUCUUUAUAUCUAAAAAGUCAUUUUUUAAAAAAAGGUUUUAAUGUGCGCAAUCGCAAAGGCCAAAAGGGGCGACUGCAGCAGAGUGAACAGUCAUUGGUCUUUACCUCCGCUCUCCCAAAUCUGUAGUGAGAUCUUUUUAUGUCCCAUUGCCUUAUACAAUGGAACCGUUCAGAGAUUGUAAUUCUGGGCUUCAGCCAGCAGAGGGCACUACACUGGAGACUGCAGGUUUACCGGCUGUGACUGCCUGUGCCAUCGUUGUUGCAGUGUGCCCUACCAACAAAGUCAAGACACAAAGUUAAAUUGAUAAGAAGACCCUCAUCGGAAUUUAUACUUUCAAUGUAAUCAUUUUUAAAUGUAUUCUUUUUUUUUUUCUUUUUUUUUGCAUAUAUUUUGUGCUAUUUUAUGUUUCUAUAGUCAAAAUGUUUCUUUGGUUCCAGCAAGAUAGUGUAAAAUCUAUUGAAAGAAAGAAAUAAAGAAAAUCAAAUGAA
Messenger RNA from Acanthopagrus latus (yellowfin seabream), 6195 nucleotides. It is a transcript of the gene mbnl2, whose product is annotated as muscleblind-like splicing regulator 2. Gene Ontology annotation, molecular function: metal ion binding. NCBI's taxonomy places the organism in Eukaryota, Metazoa, Chordata, Actinopteri, Spariformes, Sparidae. Bases 980 to 2152 code for a protein of 390 amino acids. The transcript has 10 exons. The record is from RefSeq and is a predicted model, not a curated record.